This is a messenger RNA of Poecile atricapillus (Black-capped chickadee), 11401 nucleotides long. RefSeq names its product dedicator of cytokinesis 8 (gene DOCK8). Gene Ontology annotation, cellular component: cell leading edge. The transcript is spliced from 48 exons. Gene Ontology annotation, molecular function: guanyl-nucleotide exchange factor activity. NCBI's taxonomy places the organism in Eukaryota, Metazoa, Chordata, Aves, Passeriformes, Paridae. The record is from RefSeq and is a predicted model, not a curated record. Gene Ontology annotation, biological process: small GTPase-mediated signal transduction; positive regulation of T cell migration; positive regulation of GTPase activity. Bases 801 to 7115 code for a protein of 2104 amino acids.
UUCUGCCCUGCUCCAAGCAGCCCUACUCAGGUCUGCCCCGCCCGAUCCUGCCUGGCCCGGCCCGGCGGCCCCGCCUGCUCCGCCUGGCAGGACGGGCUGGAUCCUGGGCACCCGGGGCUAGCCCGGCGACGGCGGUGGCCAGCAGUGCGCGGUGGUGUCCGUUGCUUCCUCGCCCGCCCCCGCAGAGCAGCGUUUGACCCCCGGCGGGUGUGUAUAUGUGUGUGGGGUGUGGUGGGGCGGAGGCAGAGGAGUCUGAGACUCGCACUGCCUUGUCCAAAAGAAAAAGGGUUGUGAGGGAUGCUCAUGGAUUCCCGCAACUAUGCUCGAUCAAAUGUACACGGUGCGUUCUCUUCCUGUCUGUGCCUAAGCGCUUGCCUUCUCCGCUGCUUCUCUCCAAAAUGCCCCCAGGGCGGCUCGGGGUUCGCCUCCGUAAAGAGGGAGGGUAAGUUGCUGCUCUCCCGCCGUGCCCGUGGGCUCCCCGGCCGGGGCGGACAGCUGGUGGAAGCCUCCAGGAAGGCGCAGGACGCCCGGCACACCGGGCUGGGCGCUGCUGGCGGUGGGGCAGACGAGGCAGGGGGAGCAGUGCGCUGUGCACUAGGGCAGAUCCCUCCCACUCCGGCCAAUUUCGGUGAGGAAGGUGAAAUGCGGAAGUUGCCACCCAGAACUGUCAGUGGAUCAGUCGGGUUUUUAGCCCGGAGCACGCAAUUAAGAAAAAUAAAUAAAUGAAAUAAAUCCGCCCUUGGUGCGUACAACCAAUCUCGGUCCUCGUCGGCAGCCGAUACCCACGGCUGCUCGCCCGUAUGGCGACGUUACCUGCCGCAGACAGGAGGGCGUUCGCCCUGAAGAUCAACAGGCACUCCUCUGCAGAAAUAAGAAAGCAAUUUACUCUCCAACCAGGCUUUGCACAGUUCUGCCAACGAAGCCUAAGUACCCCUGGCUUUUCUACAUUUCAUCUGCCUUCCUUUUAUGAUGCAGUAGACCCAGUUGAUUUUGAAGGCUUCCUGAUGACGCAGCUGAACAACUUGGACUUAGAUCUAGCACAAGAACUUGGGGACUUUCCUGAAGAUGAUCUGGAUGUUGUCUUUACACCCAAAGAGUGCAGGACUUUGCAACCCUCUGUGCCAGAAGAUGGGGUUGAACUGGACUCACAUGUCAAAGAUUGUGUUCAGACUUACAUCCGUGAGUGGCUGAUUGUUAACCGAAAAAACCAAGGGAAUUCAGAUACUUGGAGCCUGAAAAACAAGGGAUCCCGAAAAGAUUUUCACAAAACACUUCAAAAACAAACAUUUGAAUCAGAAACAUUGGAUUCUGGCAAUGCAACUUUUCAGGUGGGGCCCCAGCACGUGCACGCUGUCCCGGAGGAGGCCUCGAGGACUCCGGCCUGCUCCGACCUGGAGCUGCGCAGCCUGCAGCCGGACCCCCGGCUGGAGCACCUGCUGCGGCAUGUCAGCGCAGAGGAGUUUGAGAGGCUGAAUGAGGAGGCACGCCGCACAAACAGGCACCCCGAGCUCCUCGCCCUCUACCCCUCUGUGGAUGAGGAAGAUGCAGUGGAGAUACGGCCAGUGCCAGAUUGCCCAAAAGAACAUUUGGGCAACAGGAUUUUGGUGAAGCUGCAGACCCUGAAGUUUGAUAUAGAGAUAGAACCUUUGUUUGCAUGCAUAGCUCUCUAUGACAUAAAGGAAAGAAAAAAGAUCUCAGAAAAUUUUCAUUGCGACCUCAAUUCUGACUCAUUAAGAGGAUUCUUGCGUUCUCAUACACCCUCCAUUGACAUGUCUACUCAGGCGAGAUCAGCAGUAUUUUCUGUCACUUAUCCCUCAUCAGAUAUAUACCUGGUAAUAAAGAUAGAAAAAGUACUUCAGCAAGGAGAAAUUGGAGAUUGUGCAGAACCAUACAUGGUUCUUAAAGAAAGUGAGGCUGGCAAGACAAAAGAAAAGAUUGAAAAACUGAAAGCACAAGCUGAAUCCUUUUGUCAGAGGUUGGGGAAAUACAGAAUGCCAUUUGCCUGGAUUCCUAUAAGCCUAACUAAUUUCUUCAACCUUUCAACGCUUGAACGAGAAAUACAAGAAGCUGAAGGUUUAAACGGGAAAGGAUCUGGUAGUGACAAGAAGGCAACAUUGCUGCAGGGAAGAAGGCUUUCUGAGAGAAGUUUCAGCUCAGAGGACAGCUAUCCAGCAUCAAACUUCAAAACAAUCUCUCUGACCCUUGGCACCUUCUUUAAACAGGAAGGAGACAGGCUCAGUGAUGAAGAUCUGUUUAAAUUUUUAGCGGAUUUCAAAAGAUCAUCUUCCUUGCAAAGAAGAAUUAAGACUUUACCAGGAACACUUAAGGUGGAGAUUUCCCCAGCUCCAGAAAACAUUGGUUAUUGUCUGACACCGGAACUACUCCCAGUGAAGUCAUUUUCAGAAAACCGUAACCGCCCUCACAAAGAGGUUUUGGAAUUCCCGAUUAGAGAAGUGUAUGUUCCCCACACCAUUUAUAGAAAUCUCCUCUAUGUUUACCCUCAGAGGCUGAAUUUUGCUAACCGACUGGCUUCUGCAAGGAACAUUACCAUUAAGAUCCAAUUUAUGUGUGGUGAAGACCCGUCCUGUGCAAUGCCGGUAAUUUUCGGGAAAUCUUCAGGUCCAGAAUUUGUCCAAGAAAUGUACACAGCUAUCACAUAUCAUAAUAAAUCCCCUGACUUUUAUGAAGAAGUGAAAAUUAAGCUACCAGCAAAACUCACAGAGAAACACCAUCUACUAUUCACAUUCUAUCACAUCAGCUGCCAACCAAAGCAAGGAGCAUCUGUUGAAACCCUCCUAGGGUAUUCAUGGCUGCCAAUUCUAUUAAACGAUCGCCUUCAAACUGGACAUUAUAGUCUUCCUGUUGCAUUGGAUAAACUGCCUUUACAUUAUUCAAUUCACUCUCCUGAGAAAAUUCCAUCUCAGACACCACCUAUAAAGUGGGUUGAAGGACACAAGGGCGUUUUCAUUGUUGAAGUUCAGGCUGUGUCAUCUGUUCACACCCAGGACAACCACCUGGAGAAGUUCUUUACCUUAUGCCAUUCUCUGGAAAGUCAAGUGACAUUCCCCAUUCGAGUGAUGGAUCAGAAGAUUACAGAAGCUUCACUGGAGCAUGAAUUGAAACUCAGCAUUAUCUGUUUGAAUUCUUCACGCCUUGAACCUCUUGUCUUAUUUUUGCAUUUGGUCCUAGAUAAACUUUUCCAGCUGGCUGUACAGCCUAUGGUGAUAGCUGGCCAGACAGCCAACUUCUCACAGUUUGCCUUUGAGUCUGUGGUUGCAAUAGUGAAUAGUCUCCACAACAGCAAAGAGCUGAGCAAGGAUCAGCAUGGGAGGAACUGCCUUCUGGCAUCUUAUGUGUACUAUGUAUUUCGUCUGCCAGACGCACAAAAAGAAGUGGUCAAACCAGGUGGAGGCAGCAGUGCCGUUUCGACAGAAUCUCGUUAUUACACCUUUGGGCGCACUUCUGCAGUGUCUGUUGGAAGUAAACUCCUGCAGAGCCGAGUGAUAAGCUGCAGCAAUCCUGACAUCACUGUUACACAAACUGCUACUGAUGAGGAGGUCAAAAGCAUCAUGUCAUCCAAGCCUACGGAUCACAGCUCCAGUCGGAUGUCUUACUACGUUGAAGGAACAAAUGACAUGUCAGGCCUUUGUGCAAGCACAAGACCAUCCAAUAAAAAGCAUUUCCAUGAAGAACUGGCAUUGCAGAUGGUGGUCAGCACGGGCAUGGUGAGAGAAUCAGUCUUCAAGUAUGCCUGGUUCUUCUUUGAGCUCCUGAUAAAGAGUAUGGCUCAGUAUGUUCACAACAUGGAGAAGCAAGAUAACUCACGAAGAAGCCGGUUCUCCGAUCGUUUCAAAGAUGAUAUUACCACUAUAGUUAGUGUGAUUACGUCAGAGAUUGCUGCACUUGUAGUCAAACCACCCAAAGAAAGUGAACAAGCAGAAAAAAUUAAUAUCAGCCUGGCAUUUUUCUUGUAUGAUCUUCUUUCUUUAAUGGAUCGAGGAUUUGUGUUUAAUCUCAUCAAACAUUACUGUAAUCAGCUUUCAAACAAGCUGAAUUCACUCUCCACACUGAUUUCCAUGAGACUUGAGUUCCUGAGAAUUCUCUGCAGCCAUGAGCAUUACCUCAAUCUGAACCUCUUCUUCAUGACAUCCGCAUCUGCUCCAGCAUCUCCCUCUCCCUCCUUGUCCUCCCAGAACUCCAGCUCCUGCUCUAGUUUCCAGGACCAGAAAAUCACUAGUAUGUUUGACCUCUCAGCCGAAUACCGUCAGCAGCACUUCCUGACUGGCUUACUUUUCACUGAAUUGGCAGCAGCACUGGACGCAGACAGUGAGGGGAUUAGCAAGGUGCAAAGAAAAGCUGUCAGUGCUAUCCUUAGCCUGCUGAGUUCCCAUGACCUAGACCCACGUUGCUCCAAAAAGGAGGUGAAGAUUAAAAUUGCAGCUCUUUACCUCCCCUUGGUUGGUAUAAUUUUGGAUUCAGUACCGCAACUCCAUGAUUUUACAAUUUCAGAUAUCCGGAGCGGAAAGGGACGUACAGGAAACCCAGAAGAAGAACAAGAAUCCUCAGGUGCAAUCAACCAAAAUGUGGCCCUUGCCAUUGCAGGGAAUCAAUUCAACAUCAGGAACUCUGGAAUAUCUCUGGCGUCACUGCCCUACAGACAGAGUGCCACAUUAGGUCCUGAUACUACUCGCAACCUUUUGAUCUGUUUCCUCUGGAUCAUGAAAAAUGCUGAUCAGAACCUUAUACAGAAAUGGGUUGCAGACCUUCCAUCCAUACAGCUGAACAGGAUUUUAGACCUCCUCUUCAUUUGUGUUUCAUGCUUUGAAUAUAAGGGCAAGCAAAGCUCAGAUAAAGUUAGCACCCAAGCCCUCCAGAAAUCACGAGAUGUGAAAGCUCGAUUAGAAGAGGCUUUACUGAGAGGAGAAGGAGCCAGAGGAGAAAUGAUGAAGCGCUGCAGAAUACCAGCUGGGAAUGAUAGAUCAGCAGGGGUAAAUGAAAAUUUGCGCUGGAGAAAGGAGCAGACACAGUGGCGGCAGGCAAAUGAGAGACAAGAUAAAACAAAAGCUGAGCUAGACCAAGAAGCUCUGAUCAAUGGAAACCUAGCAACUGAAGCUAACCUGAUCAUUCUUGAUAUGCAAGAGAACAUCAUUCAGGCGAGCUUUGCAGCAGAAUGCAGAGAUAAUCUCUUGGGAGGAGUUUUGAAGGUCCUGGUAAAUUCUCUUGGCUAUGAUCAGAGCACCACUUACCUGACUCAUUGCUUUGCCACACUCAGAGCACUUAUUGCCAAGUUUGGAGAUUUGCUGUUUGAAGAGGAGGUUGAACAGUGUGCUGACCUGUGUCAAAGAGUUCUCCAUCACUGCAGCAGCAGCAUAGACAUUACACGGACUCAAGCUUGUGCCACUCUUUAUCUCCUCAUGAGAUACAGCUUCAGCUCUACCAGUAAUUUUUCACGAGUGAAGAUGCAGGUGACCAUGUCGCUAGCUUCUCUGGUUGGAAAAUCACCUGAGUUUAAUGAGGAAUUCCUUCGACGAUCCUUGAGAACCAUCCUGGCCUACGCAGAGGAAGAUACAGAUAUGCAGGCAACGCCAUUUCCCAUUCAGGUAGAGGAGCUACUGUGUAAUCUGAACAGCAUCCUGUCAGAUACAGUGAAAAUGAGGGAAUUUCAGGAAGAUCCGGAGAUGCUGAUGGACCUCAUGUACAGAAUUGCAAAAGGAUACCAGACAUCACCGGACUUGAGGCUGACUUGGCUGCAGAACAUGGCAGAGAAGCACACCAAGAGGAAGUGCUACACAGAAGCAGCCAUGUGCCUGGUCCAUGCUGCGGCGCUGGUGGCAGAGUACCUGAGCAUGCUUGAGGAUCGGAACUAUCUCCCUGUGGGCAGUGUCACUUUUCAGAACAUUUCAUCCAAUGUGCUGGAGGAAUCUGCUGUUUCAGAUGAUGUUUUGUCUCCAGAUGAAGAUGGCAUAUGUUCUGGGAGGUAUUUCUCAGAAAGUGGACUGGUAGGGCUCCUGGAACAAGCUGCAGAGCUCUUCAGCACGGGAGGUUUGUAUGAAACUGUGAAUGAAGUGUACAAAAUUGUCAUCCCCAUACUGGAAGCACAUCGAGACUUCAGGAAGCUUACCUUGACACACAGCAAGCUGCAGAAGGCCUUUGACAGCAUUAUUAAUAAGGGUCAAAAGCGAAUGUUUGGAACUUACUUCCGUGUUGGUUUCUAUGGAUCCAAAUUUGGGGACUUGGAUGAACAGGAAUUUGUUUAUAAGGAGCCUGCAAUUACAAAACUCCCUGAGAUUUCUCAUAGAUUAGAGGGAUUUUAUGGCCAGUGUUUUGGGGAGGAUGCUGUGGAAGUGAUUAAAGAUUCUGCUCCUGUAGACAAAAGAAAGCUGGAUCCCAAUAAGGCAUACAUACAGAUUACUUUUGUGGAGCCCUAUUUUGAUGAGUAUGAGAUGAAGGACAGAGUUACCUACUUUGAGAAGAACUUCAACAUCUGUCGGUUCAUGUACACUACACCUUUCACCAUGGAUGGGCGUCCCAGAGGAGAACUUAGUGAGCAAUACAAGAGGAACACCAUCUUAACCACAAUGCAUGCUUUUCCCUACAUCAAAACAAGAAUCAGUGUCAUCCAAAGAGAAGAGUUUAUUUUAACCCCAAUUGAAGUUGCUAUUGAAGAUAUGCGUAAAAAAACACAGGAACUAACUGCAGCCACUAACCAAGAGCCACCAGAUGCCAAAAUGCUCCAGAUGGUUUUGCAGGGCUCAGUUGGAGCCACUGUAAAUCAGGGACCACUAGAGGUAGCGCAAGUGUUCCUGGCUGAAAUUCCAGCAGACCCCAAACUUUAUCGACAUCACAACAAGCUGAGGCUGUGCUUCAAGGAGUUUAUAAUGAGGUGUGGUGAAGCAGUGGAGAAAAACAAGCACCUUAUUACUGCUGACCAGCGGGAAUAUCAUCAGGAGCUCAAAAGAAACUACAUCAAACUGAAGGAGAACCUUAGACCCAUGAUUGAGAGGAAGAUCCCAGAGCUGUACAAACCUGUAGUGAAAGUCCACAGCGUAAGGGAAUCUUUUCGUAACCACAGUUUUAGGAAAUAUGAUGUUCAGACUUCUUCCCAAAGCACCUAAGAGCUAGCUGCUUUGGCCAAGGAAGAUCUUCAUGCUGCAAGAAGUGAUGGAGUAUUUAUUCCACAUCUAUGAAAUCGGAAAUCUCUCACAAGACAGUAUGUGCACUUUCUGCACAGCAUGCAGAAAAGCAUUUACUCAAGAUCACUGAAUGAAAACUAGGGGAUAAAUCCAAAUCAAGCACAUAUCACGAGGGCUUGGAAAGGAAGGGGAUGCUUUUUAGAUACUUUUGUAUAUAUUGUGCAAUAAUGGCCUAAUGCAGAGGGGUGGGCCUUAGAGUGGUCAGUGGCAUGAAGUCAGUCAUGUAAGACAUGGAACUUUGUGUGGUUUGAUUGAGGUGAGUCCAAACAACAUGUCCAAGAAAUAAUAACAAAUUAUAUGUGUUUAUGGUCCUCUUCCAAGACAGCACUUAUCCAUGUGGUUUUGGCAAUGAAGCGCUUUCUGCAAGUUAAUCACAUGCUUAAAUUUUGUCUUAAUGAGGUUAGCAUGGUUACCUGCUCAGUGUUUGCUGAGCUGGCACUCUAGGGAAGGAUAAUUUCCUCAGUCAGUUUCUGAACAGAUUCUCUGUCAUGGUCCUUAACUGCAGGGAGUUCUGCACAAGUUUUCUCAACCAAAGCAUGAAAAUCAAGAAGUAGUAAUAAAUAGUUCUUAUAAAUCUUCUAAACAUUUUUCUACAUAUAGGGACAUGCAGUAUAAUGACUUGACAUGCAGUUAGUAAUGACAUAUUCAGCACAGCAAACAAGUAAUGGUUUAAAAAGAAGAUGCUAAGCUAUGAGUGAUUCUUUAUUACAUAAAGCUCUUAUGUAGAUAACCUUAUCCAAAAUUAACUAUGGAAGCUCACAAUGGGGAUUUCCUGCAAAUCACUUGACUCAGGCUUUACUGCAGCUUAAGAGAAAUUAGCACAUAAUUUAUAAUACCUAGUGCUUAGUGUUUUUUGAGUCCUUAGAAAAUAGCUUACUGAAUAAUCUUUACACCACUUCUGAAGUAUGGAAAUGUUAUUACAAUUUUGCAGAUGAGGACGCAAAGAGAAGAGAGAAAUUAGGACUUUGGAACUCAUUUAGGACUUUUGGAAUUCCUUUAGGGAGGCAGUGGAAGAGCUACAAUUUUUAUUGAGACUAUGCUUGCCAUGUAAUGUUUGUGUUUUGAAACAAAGAUCUAUGAACGUGUCCUAAAUAUUACUUCCUCUCCUGCACCUCUUCAAUGUUUUGGAAAUGAUACUUUAAUGCUGAUUAAAGAAACCAAUUCCAUUUGCCAAGCACAAAAUUUAAUGUUAAUAUUCAAGGAAAUGGUUGGGUUUUUUCCCUUUAAUACUUCAUUUUAGAAAAUUACAGUGCUUUCUGUACUACAGAAACAUUCUCAGAGCUGAUGCCGUAUGUUUCUAAAGGCAAGUCCUCUUUAAUCCAAAAGUGUAAGGGAGAUUGAGGCAGUUGCUUUUAGUGGAAACAUUUUGAUUUUUUACAGUCACCUGCAGCCUUGGCAUUUGAUAAUACUGAAUACAUAUUGAAUAUUCCAAGCACUUAAUUGACAUUUGUGUCAUAUUUUGAAUGUGCUUUUUAGAAGAUUCACACAGAUGAUCAAACAAGAUAUGGAAAUAGGUGAAAUAAACCCUGUAGUUACACAACACUUACAGUGUAAGAAAACAAUUUCCCUCCUCAUUCAUAGUAUUGUUAAAUGAAAUAAUCAGGAAUAAGUGCUCCCUAACUUUGAAGUGAGCAUAUCCAAAGCACAUAAGCAAAUGGUAUAAAAAAGUUUUGAAGUUUUGAGAUCUCAGCCUAUCAGAACCUAGCCCUUUAUCUAUUGUUUUUAACUGCCAGUUGAGGAGAAAUGUCAGAAUACUGUCAUCUAUCAAACCCACAAUUCAGCAUCACUGUUUACAAGAUACUUAUCCUUUAGAGCCUAACUAACAGAAACCUCAGGUAAAUAAAACCCCUAACAGGUGUACAAUAUACUACAUUAAAGUAAUGAAGUGGUUCCUUGAACUGAAAUAAUACUCAGGAUAAUAUGAAUGCUGACAGACUCUUCACUCCCAUUUUACAAUCUGAGCACCUCGCACCUCAGAUGGCCAGUCUUGCCCUCAGUUUGCAUUUCACAUUGUCCCUUCUACAAAUGGAACAUGGCUUGUACAUUUCUUUCAAGAGCUGAACUAUGUGAAAGAAAUUUUCUAUCUUACAAUAUUCAUUUUGCAAUAAAGCGACUGUUACACAGCAUGUUUAUAAGUGCCUUUGUGUUGCAUCUUAUACCUCAAUAGAAGGCAGCUGGAAAGAAACUUUCAGUAGGAAGAACAUUUGCUUGUAGAAGCAUCAUUUAGCAAAAAAUUACAUUUAUUUGGGCAGAAGAUGUGUUGGUCUGUCUUUAGGAUAAAUUGUGCCUAUUGCAGGGAUUACAAGCAACAAAUUGCUUCCCAGCUUCUGUUUUUCAUUCAGUGUAUGUGAAAAAUGAUAGUGGUGCUCUCCUUUCUUCCUCUGGUCUGUAGCUGUAGAGCAGAAAUAUACCUGAUUCCUGAAUUCAGCAUCUGGGUGAUUCAAGACUAGGGAGAGUUUUGUGUGUCCAAACUAGGUAGAUCCAGAGCUAAACUGCUGGGGCUGCCAAAGGGGAAGCAGAUAAGCACUACACCAUCCUAGACAUUUAGCUGGGAGUUCACCAGAGCUCACUCACCCCUUGCAUUUACCACUAGCAAGCACCAGCUCGAAGGAGCAGACUGCUGAAUUUGGCACAGGAAUCCUGUAGCUCAGCACGAGCAUCUCUCUGUUGUCACGUCAGCCAUGCCCCAUCCUGUGGCAGCACACAGGUGGCAAGGUGGUGACCAGCAGCCUCAGGUCUGUGCACAGGAGAGCUCACCUGGUCCAGACCAGGUGUCAGCACAUGCUUGCACAUGUGACAGACAUAAGGAGUCUGUGCUGGCUAUGAGAAGGCCAGCAAUAAUGCUCGGACAUGUAAAUGUCAGUGCAUUUUGAAAGCAUUUGAACAGUCAAGGUCACUGCUUUUGGUCAGCACUAUGGAUCUCACAUGGGCGGCCCUAACACUGGAUUUCCUGGUUUUCAGAACGGCAUCUAUACAGGGAGCACACCUUUCAUGCUACAUGAAUGAAACCACAACAUCAGGAGGUGAUGGACUCAACAGGCAUGACCAUGAGUAGGAGUAACCAACUUUGUGCUGGGUACAGGGAAAAGCAGUGUUGUCACUUAAAAUUGGCAGGUUAUUUGACCUCUUCUGGGAAGCUGAAUGCUUUCUCGUUAUGUUUCCCAACAAUUUUGAGGGCUUGGAAAAGCGAAGGCAAACAUUCAGACUCCUUUUUGUUGUUUUUCUUUUUGGCUGUUGGAUGUAUCAUUGUCUCAAAUAUUUCAGAAAGAGCAAUUAAAGCUUAGCACAGAGACAGCUAGGACUCUUUUAAGUGUUUUAAUCUCUGAAAGCAAUGCUUGUUAUGAAAACGAAGCGCACAAUAACAGUGUUUUACUGGGAUUUACUGUAUUACACUGCUGAUCUCUUCUGAUAGAGAGGAGCACACACAAGGAGUGCUCAUUUGGUGUUGUUAUUGGUGCUGAAUUUAGGAGUAGAGUACUUUGAGGAGUUGCUGGCUGACUAUGUUAUAACCAUCUUUUAAACUGGUUAAAAUAAGUGAUUAAAAAAUAAUCAACAGGUCUUGAAUAAGUUGUCUCAGGCUGGGUAAUACUCCAAUCUAAUCAAUGCAGUGAAAGGAGAAGAGUCCCUGUGGGAAAAGUCCCCUUUGAUAAUGCGAGUAAAGAAAAUGCAUUCUCACAGUAAAACUCAGUUUGUGUUCUGGAAAGCUACAGUAAAUUUUGGCAUUCAUUGAGCACUUCACAUAGUAAUAUGCUUCUGUAACUCUUUAUGUCCUUACUGAGGGGUUAGUUUAAAUUACUCAUUUUCAUUCAAAACCAGACUGUUUUACAACUGUUCAAGAAUUAAAAAACUAACUUUAAAGAUUUUUGAAUGCAAUGUUAUCAAUCAAUAUUGGUCAGUAAAAGAUCCUGAAAACAUCGAAGUGUUUAGCUGAUCAAACCAAGCAAACUAAGCCCCAGAAGAUGCUCAAUAAUAACUUUUAUAAGAAUACUUUAGAAAGUCUUGAAAGUUGUAACAUUUUGUUCAGCUUAUCUGUUCUAAGCAAUUUGAUGCUUUGCACCCUUCAAACAAAAUUUUCUCUUUAGAAAAAAAAAGUUGCAUUUUACUUUUUUUUAUAAGUUUCUCUUCAUGAAUUUAAAAGAUACCUAAAUCAUUACACACCCUUUUUUCUUUGUUCUUUUUAUGUUCUAUGUCUUGUUACAGAAAUAAAG